AUGGGGUUGUUUGGCAAUCUGAAAGUGAAUUUAAAAUAUACCAAAAUCCACUGCUCCACCGGCCAACCGCCGCCGUGGACCACCUCGGCCGUCCGAUCUCAAGAUCCUCCACCGGCGGCUGGACCUCCGCCUUAUUCAUCAUCGCUAGUGGUGGAGUUGGCGGAGAGAUCAGCGUACAACGGUGUAUCGUUGAACCUGAUAACGUACCUCACCGGCGACCUCGGGGAGUCAACCGCGUCGGCAGCAGCGGGGGUCAAUGCGUGGUCCGGCAUGGCUUUGAUGACGCCGCUGCUCGGAGCUUUCGUCGCUGAUUCAUAUCUUGGUCGGUACCGUACCAUCGCCGUCGCGUCUCUGCUCGACUUUCUGGGCCUUGCGAUGCUUACACUAUCUGCCAUUUUGCCAAGCCUCAGCCAACAAUCCCAAGUCAUACUAGUAUACUUCUCCCUAUAUCUGGUGGCAUUUGCUCAAGGUGGUCAUAAGCCUAUUCUUGAAGCAUUUGGUGCUGACCAGUUCGAUGAGAACAAUCCACAAGAGCUCAUAUCGAGGAGUUCUUUCUUCAACUGGUGGUAUUUUGGGAUGAACAUAGGUAUUACAGUCACUAUUGUGGUCUUGACUUAUGUCCAAGAUAACAUCAGCUGGGGACUGGGGUUUGGAAUACCUUGCAUUCUCGUGGUGAUAGCUCUAGUGGUCUUCUUGAUGGGUACAAAAUCUUAUCGGUACUAUCUCUUGGAAGGCGAGUGUCCAUUCACGAGAAUUUGGAGAGGGUGCACCGUUCUUGUUAAAAGAAAUUGCAUAUCAAGAGAAGAAAGAGAAAUUCAACGUCUUCAUGGAGCUGAUGAGUCCAGGAUUGAGGAAAAUGGUGAUGCACAACGAGUAGAAGAAGCGAAGGGUGUGCUGCGACUAUUUCCCAUAUGGGCAACUUGCCUACCUUAUGGUAUCAUCUGCGCCCAAUGCAAUACUUUCUUUACCAAACAAGGAAGCACGAUGGACAGAAGAAUCGGUUCAACUUUCAAUGUCCCACCAGCAGCACUCCAGAGCCUUUUUUGCGGUGCAAUCCUCGCCUUUAUCCCAGUUUAUGAUCGAAUCAUCCUACCAAUAUCGCGAAAGUUCUCCAAAACACCAUCGGGUCUUACUACUCUUCAGAGGAUUGGCAUAGGAUUCAACUUUUCAAUAAUGUCGAUGGUGGUGGCAGCUCUAGUUGAGAUUAAAAGGCUAAAGACUGCACGAGAAUUUGCACUUGUUGAUCGACCAGAUAUCACUAUACCCAUGAGUUUAUGGUGGUUGGUUCCUCAAUAUGUUUUCAUUGGCAUCUCUGAGGUAUUUAUUGUGAUUGGCCAACAAGAGUUUUUCUAUGAUCAGGUUCCAGAUGCACUGAGAAGCCUUGGGCUUGCUCUCUAUCUCAGCAUCUAUGGCAUUGGAAAUUUCAUUAGUAGUUUUCUUGUGUCUGUGAUUGAUGGAGUAACUGAGAGUGCAGGUGAGAGUUGGUUCUCUAAUAACCUGAACCGUGCACAUCUUGACUACUACUAUUGGUUUCUGGCUGUUCUCAAUGCCCUAUCGUUUGUGAUCUACAUGUAUUGUGCUCAUGCUUUUGUCUAUAAGAAGAAAGAUAAUGUUGCAUUGUAAUGCCAAUUUUCUGCUGCUGUGCUUGCGUAAGAUUUUAUGAAAAGUAAAAAGUAUUCAUGUAGCAUAAAAAGAAAUAUUUGUUUGCUGAGUGCUUGGAAUUGCUGGUUGAAUCUUGAUACAAAUUUAACGUGGGACUUGAAGCGCAUUAAA
Messenger RNA from Asparagus officinalis (garden asparagus), 1773 nucleotides. Its product is annotated as protein NRT1/ PTR FAMILY 5.10-like. Gene Ontology annotation, biological process: dipeptide transport; transmembrane transport. Lineage: Eukaryota; Viridiplantae; Streptophyta; Magnoliopsida; Asparagales; Asparagaceae. Gene Ontology annotation, cellular component: membrane. Bases 1 to 1623 code for a protein of 540 amino acids. The record is from RefSeq and is a predicted model, not a curated record. Gene Ontology annotation, molecular function: tripeptide transmembrane transporter activity; dipeptide transmembrane transporter activity. The transcript has 5 exons.